AUGUUAGUCCCAAAACAAGAACCUCAAGUUCUUCCUGAAAAUCAUCCACCCCCAGUGUUAGUCCCAACGCAAGAACCCCAAGUUCUUCUUGAAAAUGAUCUACCCCCAGUGUUAGUCCCAAAACAAGAACCCCAAAUUCUUCCAGAAAAUGAUCCACCCCCAGUGUUAGUCCCAAAACAAGAACCCCAAAUUCUUCCUGAAAAUGAUCUACCCCCAGUGUUAGUCCCAAAACAAGAACCCCAAUUUUUUCCUAAAAAUGAUCCACCCCCAAUGUUAGUUCCAAAACAUGAACCCCAAGUUCUUCCAGAAAAUGAUUCACACCCAAUGUUAAUCCCAAAACAAGAACUCCAAGUUCUUCCAGAAAAUAAUUCACCCCCACUCUUAGUCCCAAAACAAGAGCCCCAAGUUCAUCCAGAAAAUAAUUCACCCCAGGUUGAUAUGGAUAGUCAAAAUCAUUCUAGCCGUGUUCUUGGCUCAACCAUGAAGCCAAACAGCUCUAAAUCAGGUGAGCCGAAGCCGAAAAAAAUCAAACGAAAAAAUCCUAUUGCCAAGAAAACCAAUGAAACUCAAACUAAACCCCCACAUCCAGUUGAGCACAAAUGCUUUCAGUGUCACAAGUUAUUUCAAAGUGGAAAUGCCUUGGGAGGGCACAUGAGUUCCCAUGCAAAGAGAAGGAAAAUGGAAGCAAUGCGAUAUAUUUCCAAACAAUUCGCCUUAGGCAACUCAUUUUUUGACUUUAUUGACAGUCUUGGGUUCGAAGAUCUUUCAAGUCCUUGUGCCAACCAUUACGGCCGCCGUUACAAAGUACUCCAUGGCAGCACCAGCCAAUGUGCGUGA
Messenger RNA from Quercus robur (English oak), 837 nucleotides. RefSeq lists its product as uncharacterized. Lineage: Eukaryota; Viridiplantae; Streptophyta; Magnoliopsida; Fagales; Fagaceae. The transcript has a single exon. The record is from RefSeq and is a predicted model, not a curated record. The coding region runs from base 1 to 837 and encodes 278 amino acids.